AUGCUUUUCACUCGGGUUGGAAGUAUCGCUGCUUGGGCAGUGCUGGCUAUCGCUGCUCCUGCUCGACCUGUCCCUCGAGAUGUCUCGACCGGUGUUCUUGGUGAAUUGACAUUAUUCGCGCAAUAUGCUGCGGCAUCAUAUUGCACGAACAAUGUCAACUCCACUGGUGACAGACUCUCUUGUCUCGAGGGAAACUGUCCAUCCGUCCAGUCCGCUGAUACAACCACGAUCUACGAGUUUGAUGAAUCCACGGAGUUUGGUGACGUCGCUGGAUUCCUCGCUGCCGAUCAGACAAAUCAACUCCUCGUGCUCUCCUUUCGGGGAAGCCGAACACUAAGCACCUGGAUUGCGAACCUGGAUUUUGGCCUCACCGAUGCCAGCGAUCUAUGCAGUGGCUGCGAGGUUCACAGUGGAUUCUGGAAAUCUUGGGAAACCGUCGCGGACGACAUCACCACGAAGAUUCAAACAGCUUUGACAGCCUACUCGGGCUACACUCUCGUCCUAACAGGCCACAGCUUCGGUGCAGCCGUCGCCACUCUUGGAGGCACUGCCCUCCGGAAUGCAGGCUAUGAAUUGGAACUUUAUACAUACGGUCAACCCCGAGUAGGCAAUGAAGCCUUGGCAACCUAUAUCACCAAUCAAGGCACCCUCUACCGAGUCACUCAUACUGACGAUGUGGUCCCCAAAUUACCCCCUGCCUCCUUUGGAUUCAGCCAUCCAAGUCCUGAGUACUGGAUUACCAGUGGCAAUAAUGUGACUGUGACUUCUAGUGAUGUGACUGUUAUUGAAGGUGUGGGUUCUAAGGCUGGAAAUGCUGGCACGGUGAAUCUUGAUGUUGAGGCUCAUAAUUGGUAUUUGGUUUAUAUCGAUCAAUGUAAUGGUCCACAGGGCCCUCGUCGCCGUAGUCGGCUCAAGGCCAUCUUCCUGACCAUGUUCAUUGUCCUCGCCCUAUACCUGCUAUUCUUCUCCCACACCACCCGAUCCCCCGUGCAGGCCGACACGGGCAGCUAUGCGCAACGACAUGGAUCAGCAGCCCCAUCCUCGGUAGACGAGCUGGCUCGCCCUGCCAUGCGCAAGCGCAAGGAUAUGGUCGUGGCCAGCAUGAACAGUGAUGACACGUCAUGGCUAUCGAAAUACUUCCCAGACUGGACCAAGAGCAUUUACGUGGUCAACGAUCAGCGCGCACCGUUGACGGUGCCGCUCAACAAAAGGGCGCGAGUCGAUGGUCUAUCUCACCUCCUGUCUAGCUAUAUUAUCGACCAUUACGACAACCUACCGGAGACCAUGCUCUUCAUCCACUCGCAACGAUACCAAUGGCACAACGACGACCCGUACUACGAUGGUGUUCCACCGCUACAAAACUUCCAGAUCCCGUAUCUCCAAGAGCAGGGAUACGUCAACCUGCGCUGUGUAUGGACACUCGGAUGCCCGACGGAGAUCCGCCCUUUGACGGAUACCCACCGCGACGCCGUUCAUGCUGGGGAAUACUUUAAGACGGGAUUUAUGGAGCUCUUCCCGGGAGUUCCCAUCCCGGAAGAAGUGGGCGUCUCAUGCUGUGCGCAAUUCGGCGUAUCUCGCUCCAAGGUGCUGGAGCGGCCGCGCAGCGACUACGAGCGCUUCCGCACUUGGCUGGUGAAUACGUCGUUGCCGGAUGAUCUGAGUGGACGAAUUAUGGAAUAUUCAUGGCAUAUGAUUUUUGGAAAAGAACCUAUCCAUUGCCCUAAUGCAGCAGAGUGCUACUGUAAAGUUUUUGGACUGUGCGAUCUGACUUGCCCGUGGGAGGGUGGUUGCGAUGACCGGUAUGCUCUGCCGCCAUUUUCAUCGCUGCCCAAAGGAUGGCCGAGUAUUGGAUGGAAGGGUCAAGCGCAAGAUACGUCGCAUGGAUUGCCGGAGACCUGA
Messenger RNA from Penicillium nucicola, 1899 nucleotides. RefSeq names its product Lipase class 3. Lineage: Eukaryota; Fungi; Ascomycota; Eurotiomycetes; Eurotiales; Aspergillaceae. The record is from RefSeq and is a predicted model, not a curated record. Gene Ontology annotation, biological process: lipid catabolic process. The coding region runs from base 1 to 1899 and encodes 632 amino acids. The transcript has 7 exons.